AUGGUCGGAGGCCUCCCAAUAGUGCAAUGCAUGUGUGAGGCUCUAAACAAACGGGGUGAUGUAGAACGUUUAGCUACAUUUCUCUGGUCUCUACCCGAAUCGGAGCUGGCGAGGGAAUCCGAAAGCCUACUACGCGCCCAGGCUAUAGUAGCUUUUCACAAAAAUUCAUACAGACACCUCUAUAAGAUAUUAGAAUCGCACUCUUUCCAUCCUCGGUGGCACACCGAUCUACAGACUCUUUGGCUCGAAGGACAUUAUGCUGAAGCCGAACAAAUUCGCAAGAGAAAAUUAGGUCCCGUGGAUAGAUAUCGCCUUCGAAAAAAGUUUCCGUUACCCAAGACAAUUUGGGAUGGCGAAGAAACUGUAUAUUGUUUCAAGGAAAAAAGUAGAAACGCUUUGAAGGAAUGCUAUGCCCGAAAUCAUUAUCCAACUCCAGAUGAGAAAAAAGAACUUUCAGAAAGAACUGGACUUACCCUUGUGCAAGUUUCUAACUGGUUCAAGAACAGAAGGCAACGGGAUAGGACACCGCAAGCUAAUUCAGACAUGAUGCUCAGUAGCGUGCCAUCUAUGGGACACCAAAGCAAUAUACUUUCAGGACAUCAUCAGGACGCGAUGGAGUUAGCUGCCAUACAAACUGCAAAAAUGUUUGAAUCGGCUUGCAAUAUUACUUCCUAUUUACCUUCGAAUUACCCAGUAACUUGAAUAUUUCCUAUGACCGCUUACUAAAUGCCAUUUAAAUAAUUGUUGUUAUUAUCAUUCUAUGAAAGUUAUUAGACGCUUCAUAUUAUGUAAUUUGUAAG
Messenger RNA from Agrilus planipennis (emerald ash borer), 800 nucleotides. RefSeq names its product homeobox protein SIX1-like. The transcript is spliced from 4 exons. Gene Ontology annotation, biological process: regulation of transcription by RNA polymerase II. Gene Ontology annotation, cellular component: nucleus; transcription regulator complex. The record is from RefSeq and is a predicted model, not a curated record. Lineage: Eukaryota; Metazoa; Arthropoda; Insecta; Coleoptera; Buprestidae. Gene Ontology annotation, molecular function: RNA polymerase II cis-regulatory region sequence-specific DNA binding; DNA-binding transcription factor activity, RNA polymerase II-specific. Bases 1 to 702 code for a protein of 233 amino acids.